GUCCAGAACAUGUCCCAGUCCAUUGAGGUACUGAACCUGCGGACUCAGAGAGACUUCCAGUACAUCAUGAGGAUGGAGGGCCAGUUCAAAGGGCUAAGGUCAAAGUUCAGACAGGUAGAGGCCGACGGGAAGACACAGGUCAACAGAAACUUCCAGGAGUUGAAGGGUAAGAUGGAGACCCUACAGCCUCUGCUCCCGGUGUUGGAACAGUACAAGACAGAUGCCCAGCUCAUCGUCCAGUUUAAACAGGAGAUCAGGAACCUGUCCAUGGUGCUCACAGGCAUCCAGGAGGAGAUAGGAGCCUACGACUCUGAGGAACUACAACAGAGGGUUCUGAGUCUGGAGGGCAGGCUACGCAACUGCAGGAGCAGACUCACCUGUGGUAAACUGAUGAAGAUCGCUGGACCGGAGACGGUGAAGACCUCUGGGACACGGUUUGGAGCCUGGAUGACAGAUCCACAGGCCUCCCCUACAAACAAUAGGGUCUGGUACAUGGAUAGCUACACCAACAACAAGAUCGUCAAAGAGUACAAGUCCAUAGCAGACUUUGUUUCCGGGAUCGAGUCUCGAACCUACAACCUGCCGUUCAAGUGGGCCGGGACCAACCACGUGGUGCACAACGGCUCUCUGUACUACAACAAGGUCCAGAGCAACAUUGUGGUGUGUUACUGUUUCGAGACGGGACGCGUUGUGACCCAGAGAGCCCUGGAGAACGCCGGCUUCCACAACGUCUACCCUUACACCUGGGGAGGCUUCUCCGACAUAGACCUCAUGGCUGACGAGCUGGGUCUGUGGGCCGUCUACGCCACCAAUCAGAACGCCGGAAACAUCGUCAUCAGCCAGCUCAACCCGGAGACACUACAAAUCCUCGGAACAUGGAACACGGAAUAUUCCAAACGGAACGCGGGGGAGUCCUUUAUGAUCUGCGGAACACUCUACAUCACUAACUCUCACCUGACUGGUGCUAAGGUCUACUACUCGUACUCCACCAAGACAUCCAGCUAUGAGUACACAGACAUCCCCUUCCAUAACCAGUUCUUCCACAUGUCCAUGUUGGGCUACAACGCCAGGGACCGGGCGCUGUACGGCUGGAACAACGGACACCAGGUUCUGUUCAACGUCACGUUGUUCCACAUCAUCAAGACAGAGGAUGAUUCCUGAGGAGGAAGAACUGAUAGGAUCUCAGAGGAACCCACUGGAACACUGACUAACAUUCCUGGUGUUCCGGUGUUCUGGUGUUCCGCCAGUCAUUGUUGGAGUUCUAUUGUUGUGUCUCUCCAUUUUAUUUUUUUGCUCUCUUCUUUUGACAAUCCAUCUUUGUUUUUUUUUUCAAAUUCCUAAUGCAAGGCUUAACAUUGAUAGUUUCCUGGAUGGCCUGGGUAUCGAAGACUUUGGCCUGCAAACUCUGGAAAAACUGGAUAAAGUCUCAGCACACUUCCUGUCGAAUGCAAAUGUAUUGUAAUAGUAGUUUGGCCUCCAAAAAGCAUGACAAACUCUCAGCUGCUCUACACUGAACCCUGUAAGUCUGAGACCAUGAGAGAUUUGGUGUAGGGUUAGUCAAUUUUAAUUCAAGCCAGUCAAUUCAGGAAGUAAACUGAAAUUCCUA
Oncorhynchus keta (chum salmon) is the source of this 1606-nucleotide messenger RNA. RefSeq names its product noelin-3-like. Gene Ontology annotation, biological process: signal transduction. NCBI's taxonomy places the organism in Eukaryota, Metazoa, Chordata, Actinopteri, Salmoniformes, Salmonidae. The transcript has 4 exons. The record is from RefSeq and is a predicted model, not a curated record. The coding region runs from base 10 to 1161 and encodes 383 amino acids.